Molecule: messenger RNA, 5854 nt
Organism: Rattus rattus (black rat)
Lineage: Eukaryota; Metazoa; Chordata; Mammalia; Rodentia; Muridae
Gene: Lpin2
Product: lipin 2
Exons: 20
Coding region: 25-2823 (932 amino acids)
Biological process (GO): fatty acid catabolic process; positive regulation of transcription by RNA polymerase II; cellular response to insulin stimulus
Cellular component (GO): endoplasmic reticulum membrane; cytosol; nucleus
Molecular function (GO): transcription coactivator activity; phosphatidate phosphatase activity
Source: RefSeq, a predicted model, not a curated record
UUGAUAAGUUUCUUCAGUUUUAAGAUGUCUUACCUAGAAGAUAAUAGUGAAGAUGAGAAGAAGGUUCAGGAAAGCUUGCUGAGUAAAACUGCAGGUGUUUAUCAUGGCAAGGCCCCUCCUGGUAUUCUGUCUCAAACCAUGAAUUAUGUGGGCCAGCUGGCUGGGCAGGUGCUUGUCACUGUGAAGGAACUCUACAAGGGCAUUAACCAAGCCACUCUAUCCGGGUGCAUCGAUGUGGUCGUGGUGCGGCAGCAGGAUGGUUCCUAUCAGUGCUCACCUUUUCACGUGCGCUUCGGGAAGCUGGGUGUCCUGAGGUCCAAGGAGAAGGUGAUCGACAUAGAAAUCAAUGGCAGUGCUGUGGAUCUUCACAUGAAAUUGGGUGAUAAUGGAGAAGCCUUCUUUGUAGAGGAGACUGGAGAAGAAUAUGAAAAACUGCCUGCUUAUCUUGCCACCUCACCAAUUCCAACUGAAGACCAGUUCUUUAAACAUAUUGACCCCCCUUUGGUGAAAUCAAGUGGAAAUGAAAGGCCACCACAGAGUGCAGAUGUUUCUCACACCUUGGAAUCAGAGGCAGUUUUCACUCCGAGUUCUGUGAAAAAGAAGAAACGUAGGAGAAAGAAGUGCAAACAGGACAAUAGGAAGGAGGAGCAGGCGGCCUCCCCUGUUGCAGAAGAUGUAGGCGAUGUGGCUGUGAGCUCUGAUGAUGAGAAGAGAGCCCAGACAGCAAGAGGAUCUUCAAAUGCUUCCUUAAAGGAAGAGGACUAUAAGGAGCCUCCGCCUUUCCAUUCUGGGGAUAACUAUCCCUUAUCUGAUGGAGAUUGGUCUCCAUUGGAAACCAGUUACCCACAGGCAGUGUGCCCCAAGAGUGACUCGGAGCUGGAGGUGAAGCCAUCCGAGAGCCUCCUCAGAUCUGAGUCGCACAUGGAGUGGACGUGGGGUGGGUUCCCAGAGUCCACCAAGGUCAGCAAAAGAGAAAGAUAUGACUAUCAUCCAAGGACAGCUACAAUUACACCAUCAGAAAACACUCAUUUUAGGGUAAUUCCCAGUGAAGACAGCCUCAUAAGAGAAGUUGAGAAGGAUGCUACUGUUGAAGAUACUACCUGUACCAUAGUGAAACCCAAACCUCGAGCCCUGUGUAAGCAACUGAGUGAUGCAGCUUCCACUGAACUUCCUGAAUCGCCUCUUGAAGCACCUCAGAUCUCAUCUACAUUAGAUGCAGACCCUGUUCCCAGCCCAUCAGCAGAGGCUCCCUCAGAGCCCAAGCCAGCUGCUAAAGUAGACUCACCUACAAAGAGAAAAGGUGUUCACAAAAGAAGCCAGCACCAGGGACCUGAUGACAUUUACCUUGAUGACUUAAAGGCUCUUGAGCCUGAAGUGGCAGCUCUCUAUUUCCCUAAAAGUGACACCGAUCCGGGUUCUAGGCAGUGGCCUGAGUCUGACACAUUCUCUGGUUCUCAGUCCCCACAAUCUGUGGGAAGUGCAGCUGCAGACAGUGGCACCGAAUGCCUCUCGGAUUCUGCCAUGGACUUGCCUGAUGUAACUCUCUCCCUCUGUGGAGGCCUCAGUGAGAAUGGAGAAAUUUCUAAAGAGAAGUUCAUGGAGCACAUCAUCACGUACCACGAGUUUGCAGAGAACCCUGGCCUUAUCGACAACCCGAACCUCGUGAUCCGGAUCUAUAACCGUUACUACAACUGGGCGUUGGCUGCUCCCAUGAUCCUUAGCUUACAGGUAUUUCAGAAGAGUCUGCCUAAGGCCACAGUCGAGUCCUGGGUUAAAGACAAGAUGCCGAAGAAAUCUGGCCGGUGGUGGUUUUGGCGAAAGAAAGAAAGCAUGACCAAACAGUUGCCGGAGACAAAGGAGGGGAAAUCUGAGGUCCCUCCAGCAAAUGACCUGCCUUCCGGUACUGAGGAGCCCAUCAGUGCCAGACCUGCAGAGAAUGACACUUCUAGUGACGAGGGGUCACAGGAGUUAGAAGAAACCAUCAAAGUUGACCCCAUCUCGAUGGAGACAUUGAGUCACUGUGGAACAGCCUCAUAUAAGAAGUCUCUCCGACUGUCCUCGGACCAGAUAGCAAAACUGAAACUCCACGAUGGCCCCAAUGAUGUUGUAUUCAGUAUCACAACCCAGUAUCAGGGCACCUGUCGGUGUGCGGGUACCAUUUACCUGUGGAACUGGAAUGACAAAGUCAUCAUUUCUGACAUCGAUGGAACAAUAACCAAGUCUGAUGCUUUGGGACAGAUUCUCCCACAGCUGGGUAAAGACUGGACUCAUCAGGGCAUAGCUAGGCUCUACCAUUCCAUCAAUGAGAAUGGUUACAAGUUUCUGUACUGUUCUGCACGCGCCAUCGGCAUGGCCGACAUGACCCGUGGCUAUUUACACUGGGUCAACGACAAGGGCACAAUCUUGCCUCGAGGCCCCCUGAUGCUGUCCCCCAGCAGCUUGUUCUCUGCCUUCCACAGGGAAGUGAUAGAAAAGAAACCAGAGAAGUUCAAAAUUGAGUGUCUGAAUGAUAUUAAGAACUUGUUUGCCCCAUCCAGGCAGCCCUUCUAUGCUGCCUUUGGAAACCGUCCCAACGAUGUCUAUGCUUACACACAAGUCGGAGUUCCAGACUGUAGGAUAUUCACUGUGAAUCCAAAGGGUGAAUUAAUACAAGAAAGGACCAAAGGAAACAAGUCAUCGUAUCACAGGCUGAGUGAGCUUGUGGAACACGUGUUCCCACUUCUCAAUAAGGAACAGAAUUCUGCCUUCCCAUGCCCAGAGUUCAGUUCCUUCUGCUACUGGAGAGACCCAAUCCCUGACGUGGACCUGGAUGACCUAGCUUGAAAAAGGCCUGUGUGGCAAGGUGGGGGCACUGUCACUCACCUCCCAGCAGGGAAGGUCACUGGCCCUCUUACAGAUGAAGACCCAGGAGCUGACAGUCAGGAACCUGCUUUCCAGAACAGGGACAGAGUCCCCGAAGCUGGCACUGCCACCUUCUUUCAGCUUCCUAAGCCACCACUCAGCACCUAGACAGAGGAGUGAGGGGCAGUCAGCCUGCAUUAGAAGCCUGUGCUCUGAAGCCUGUGCUCCAUUACUUGUGGGCCUCACAUGCCUCUUGUGGAGUUGUGUGCUGUGCACUGGUCAGCUGCAUAGUUUAAAAAGGAAGAAACCAGAAACUCAAAAAGAAUGGACCAGCACAUGACUACACAAAGUAAAGAGUUAAAAUCUCCACUGGUCAGUUGGGAUCGUUUCUCUCUAUAACCAGGGCUUUCUCCAGAGGUCCAGUUAGUGCUACCAGCUGUGUGUACAUGUCCUCCUCCGGACACCUCCACUCUUGCUCACUGAACUAGGACAGCUGCUUCAUGUGCCAGGCAGGCAGCGCCAGCACCUUGAGCCCAGCUGCACCAGCGUGGGCUGUAAAGUUGGGGGAAGGCACCCUAGCAUCAUCAUCUCCUCACCUGUCCUUGCCGCAAUGAGAAAGAAGUCGUUUAAGUUGUCGUUAUGACCUAGCAGAAGAACAGAUGCACAUUUCAUGUCUGGAGUAACAGUGAGACCUUGGUUUAAAUCACAGGAGAGGCAGUGGCUUUCCUCAGAAGUGUAGGGCAGUUGCCUUGGGUCUUGGGAGUCCUGUUCUCUGACACUGUCACUGCCUUAGGUGGCCCUUGGGGCAGGUAUUUCAGGACAGGAUUUUUGAAAGUCUGGGCUUCAGAUUUGCUAAGGAAAAAGCCUUUGGCUGGUGGCAUUGACCAGUCCUUUGAUUCCAGCCACGUAAGAAGUCCAUGGAGGCGUGGGAGAGAGGACACUGAGUGCCCGUUGAGAGCGAGCACCGCAGCAGGAGCCCAGCCCACCUGAUUCAUCUGUCAGCUCUGACCCUUAUGCAGUUGAUAGUGGGCUACCCCUGCACCUCGCUGGCAGCACCAGACACUGGCCUAGUUAAGUGCUUGUCAAUGUUGGAACAGACAGCACCAGGGAGAGUUAUGUCCUCAGAUCUGCAGAGCCGGGACCAGCUGGGUGUGGACAGUCACUGCAGUGCUCACAUCAAGAGAAGUAUUGAAGGAAGGCGUUCCAGAGACCUCAGUGGUUCAGUCACAGCCCUCCACUGGGAAGAUGGCAGUGGAGGCUUCUGAGCAGAGGGAGAGCUGCCGUUAAAGAUGGUUCCAACUCUGCAUGCCCCUGCAGUUGGAUGGCUGGCCUGACCAGGCUUUAGUUUGCUUCACUCAAAAUAACGCUCGCCUAGAGUUGGCUUAGAAAAGGGGUGGUUAUUUUCCAGAUUGGAGAGUUGAGUGUCCCUGCCUCAUUUCAGUAUUGCAGUUGAAUGCAGAGACCAUGGUUGACAAUGUUUAAUUAAAGAAAAAAAGGACCAUUUGAAGCAUAGUUCUCAGUGGCAAAACCUGAAGGUACAUGCUCCCAGAGAAGGGGCAACACAGGCUUCCACAGGCUGAUGUUUCCCAUACAAUUCACUUCUCCUUCGUGAGUUAUUUGUGUUAGGUAGUAGGGAAACUCAGUUACGUUUAUGUGAAAUUCUUGCCGGUUAGUGAAAUAAGAUCCUAUUAAAGCAGCCACGUGGGAUUUGAUGCCCAAGCCAUCAGUACCUUGGUGAUGUAGCACAUCUUCGCUUUAGGGAAAAAUAAUUGUGUACUUAACCUGAGCUUGGUAGGAUCUCAUGGUACAGAAUGUCUUUUAUGUUUUCUCUCAGACCACUUCUGUUUGUCCUUUAGGGAGCUUUUUACCUAGCUAGUCUGUUUGCUUUUCCUGACAAACCCUUUUUUUUUUUUUUUUUUUUUUUUUGGACACAUGGGCCUCUUCAGAAGGUCCAGCAUAGGCUCUGGGUCUCUUGGCCUGUGCUGAGAGGGUGGCUGGUCCUUCUGUCCGUCUGUGUGUCUGUUAGCCCGACUCUUGUCACUGCACAUUGAUCAGUGAAUAUUUAGGAUAAUGAAUGUAACUCUUUCCUUAAUUAAAGGAGUCUUCCUUGCUGAAAGUAGAUGAUUACUGUUACUGUAGUGUUAUGAGUGUUAGGUUUGUGCUGAAAAUCCAUUGCCAUUUGUUACAAAUGACAUUUGUUCUUUCUGUGAAAGAGAGAUGCCCUUAAGUGUGUUUGCACACAAACCCUUAGAUGGCUUGUUGCAGUGUCACCUUGUCUUCAGUGACAGGUGAUGCUGAAGAGACACUAUGGCAGACCAGCCGCCCGUCCCUCCAUCAGUGUUGCAUCAGUGACUACGGCCCCAUGUCUUUCCAGUUCAGUCUAAUGUUAGUGUCUGGUGUCGAGUGUUGGCGCUUGCACUGCUGUGGAAGUGAUGGCUGCUCUCCCUGUGGAGGUUGUACAUGUGGACCUGGAGCACGCACACGUAACCGUAUGAUCAGUACUGCAUUUCCUGUGGUCUGUCUGCAUAGUCAGUUGGAAAAAGAAAUGUGCUGGUGUAGUAACGUAAAAACAAAAGCUGCUAAAACAGCCUAGAGUGGGUCAGGACACAGCUGAGCAGCAGGAAGCCUCUGUCCUGUGCAGCCCCUGUCCGUGGGGCGGCCCAGCCGUCUGUAGUGCUCUUCAAAGCCAUCAUCUGAGAGAAGAAGCGGUUCAGGUGACGAGCAAGUUUACCACAUAGCCCUGGGAAACCUUGUUCGAGAGCACGCUGGGGUUUAUGUAAAACUUGAAGGCAGAGGAAAGACUUCCCUUUUAAUAAUUACACUCAGCUGAUGAAGGACUUGAUUAUUGGAGAGCAGUGCCACUGAGCAGCUUUUGGUCGUCAGUAAUGAAUUGUAAGCAUCAGUGCACACCUUCAGUGUGGUGCAGAAGUUGUCUUCAGAUGAACGGCUCGUGUUUUGGUGCAGUGUUUGAUGUUCACAAAAAUGUUACAAUAAUAAACUAACGUGAACUGAG